Diaporthe amygdali is the source of this 1716-nucleotide messenger RNA. RefSeq lists its product as uncharacterized. The coding region runs from base 1 to 1716 and encodes 571 amino acids. Gene Ontology annotation, biological process: copper ion import; iron ion transport; intracellular iron ion homeostasis. NCBI's taxonomy places the organism in Eukaryota, Fungi, Ascomycota, Sordariomycetes, Diaporthales, Diaporthaceae. The record is from RefSeq and is a predicted model, not a curated record. Gene Ontology annotation, molecular function: ferric-chelate reductase activity. Gene Ontology annotation, cellular component: plasma membrane. The transcript has 5 exons.
AUGGUCCCGCUCUUCCUGAGCCGCCACACAAACACUCAAGCUGACUUCCUCGGUAUAUCCUUGCCCGUCUACCAACUAAUCCAUCACUGGCUGGGACGCGUCGUGGUCACCCAAGGCGCACUCCAUUGCGGGUUUGGCUUUCAGUCUCUUGUGCUCAGCCCAAGCAAAGUCGCUGGAGCUGUAGCGACCGUGCUUCUUCUAAUUACCAUACUACUAUCACUGUUGCCAGUGCGGAGCGCCCACAGCGUGCUGCUCACGGGCUCGUUUUUGUCGUUUCCCUCCGUCCUGUGCAUGGUGGCCGGGGGGCUUUUUACCACCUCCGCUUGCCUUCGCUUGAUCCGGAAGAUUUACCGGGGGAAGCCGCAGGUCACUGAAUUUUUUGUACUCGAUGAUACCGCCACAAUAUGGUUGCGUCUUGGCCACAGCAUCCAAACUCGACCGGGUACCUAUUUCUACCUGCGAUUUCCAGACCUGCCCCUCCGACUUCGCUUUCAAAGCAUCCUAACGCCGGUGGCUUUUUGGCGAGCCGAAACCCGCGGAUCAAGCAAGGAGGUUGCCUUUUCCAUACCAUCGCCACAUUCAUUGGCAUUAAAAAGUCUUCGUGAGCGCCAUCAUGAGUUUAAUGUCAGCAUCGAGGGGCCAUAUGGGGGAGGACUGCACCCUGGAUUGUAUGAUCUUGUCAUUCUUGUUGCAGAGGGCUCAGGAAUCGCGGGCGUACUACCAUUUGCCCUCUCUAUCCUAUCGCGCCGAAAGCAAGACGAGGAAGACAAGGCGAACAGCACUGCCCAGCCUGAGCUCUACUGCGAUAAGACCAGAAAAGUGGACAUCGUCUGGAAACUGGAACAUAAUUCUCAGGUUCAGGAAGCAAAAGCCUUCUUCGAAGACAUAUCAAAGAUGGAAGUUUUAAUCCAUGAGGAUCAUUCUGAACGAUCACCCCACCGGCAAGACAGUCCUCGCGGAGGUAUGCAGCCGCUCCAGCAGACGUCCGGGCACCUGAAGGAGGCUCAGCAGGAAGAUACAGAGCCGCUCAAAUGGGAACGGAGAAAGAACAUAUCCAUGCGACAGAAGCGAUGGGAGAAGCGAUGGGAGACGCGUUGGCAAGAGCAUUACAAAACGUCCGAUGAGCACCCUGCAUUGUUAACAACCCUCAUACGUAAGGAAUCAAACCGGACUCCUGGUAAAAGCAUUCUCAUUGCGUGUGGUAGUGGUCACUUCUGUCGUGUCGCGAGGGUGGCCGCUCGUGAAAGCAAUUCAUCAAUCAGUUUCAGGGAAGUAGACUACCAGCCCACCAGCCCGUGCAGUGAUCGAGGGAGCAAGACUAAGACUACUUACGACUUCAAGGAGAUGACCGAUCCCGAGACGCCGCGCAAGGAGAUUCCGCGCCUUCCCAUGCAACCGAAGCAGCGGAGGAGAUCGUACAGAUUCGGCCACGUAAGGAGCUCUAGUGGCAGAGUGGGAGGGGGGCACAGGGACUUGGCGGCAAGCUGCUGGACAGCGAUAUCAUGGGCCAUUGCUUCAGCAAUAUGGAACACAAUACCCCCCAGGCUCCAAAGGCUAAACAGCGGCGCCGUAACAGACCUCUGCCGCUUCAACUCCCAGAUCCACCAGCUGCAAGACGUCGAGCUUAUAGACCGCCGAGACCGCCGACACCAUAUCCCCCCCAUCUCUCCUCAAGAGUCUCAGCUCGAUCCCUGCAGCCUCGUACCAUCACAAUAA